UUGUAUGCGUCUGUGUUCACACUUGCAGGCCGGCGCCUUUUCAAUUUACCAUCUACAAAAGAAGCAGCCGAUGCCCAAAAGAAUUACGUAUAAAGUGCAAGGUAUCUUAUAUGCAUUUACAAAUAGAUUUCAAUAUAUGAACCAUAAUCCUGAAAUUAGACGUACUCUCAUGAGACUCGAGCAAACCCAGCGCAGCAUGAUUAGCAACUGUGCUAACCGCUUUGUUUGUACACCUUUUAAAAGUCUGUCAGCCAUUUAAAUGCAUGAAAUAUGCUCGUUUUGCAAUGACGUCGUAUUAUAUUCAUCAUUUGCUCAAGUUAACAAAGUUCGUUAAAUUGGUGAUUUACUUGCGCCUAAGACUUGGCUAAAUUUACCUGAUUUCAUGUUACCUUAAUGUUUGGUAUGUAACGUUACAGAACUCCGUACAUUCGUAAACCAACCAUGAUACAGUGAUCCUAGAUGUAUGUUGUAUUUAAUUCUUAUUUUUAACUAUUUUUAUUUUGUGAUCAUUUAAAGUUUGUUGUUCCCUUCUUUUGCAGUUUUUUAUUUGUCUAGACAUUUUUGGGAACCAUCUUGGUGUGUGUAAGCAUGUGCACGACCUCGUAGCCUUUUCAUUUCUUGGGAGAGUGAAUGCAUGAAUGAAUGAAUGAAUGAAUGAGUGAGAGUGUGUGGUCUCUGUGAGACUAGCAAAGCCAGUGAGAGGGGUUGGCAUCAGCCUCACAUUGAGGAGUAUUGUUGUGAAGUGUAUGCAUGUGUGUCAUCAUGGGGGACGUCAUUGACCUGGACAGACAGAUCGAGCAACUCAGACGCUGUGAACUUAUCAAGGAAAAUGAAGUCAAGGCAUUAUGUGCCAAAGCAAGGGAGAUCCUGGUUGAAGAGAGUAAUGUUCAGAGGGUAGAUUCCCCAGUCACAGUAUGUGGUGAUAUACAUGGCCAGUUCUACGAUCUAAAAGAGCUUUUCAGGGUGGGAGGUGAAGUUCCAGAGACAAACUACCUCUUCAUGGGAGACUUUGUGGACAGAGGCUUCUACAGUGUGGAGACGUUUCUAUUGCUGCUAGCAUUAAAGGUGCGAUACCCUGACCGGAUAACACUAAUAAGAGGGAAUCACGAGUCAAGGCAGAUCACCCAAGUCUAUGGCUUUUAUGACGAAUGUCUUAGAAAAUAUGGCUCUGUUACAGUAUGGAGGUACUGCACAGAGAUCUUUGACUACCUGUCUCUCUCUGCCAUUGUUGAUGGCAAGGUAUUCUGUGUGCAUGGUGGCCUUUCCCCAUCCAUUCAAACUUUGGAUCAGAUCAGGACCAUUGACCGAAAACAAGAAGUACCUCAUGAUGGACCCAUGUGUGACCUACUGUGGUCUGACCCAGAGGACACCACAGGGUGGGGUGUAAGUCCACGUGGAGCUGGGUAUCUGUUUGGUAGUGAUGUGGUAGCACAGUUUAAUGCAGCCAAUGAUAUCAGCAUGAUCUGCAGAGCUCAUCAGCUGGUUAUGGAGGGCUACAAGUGGCAUUUCAAUGAGACCGUGUUGACAGUGUGGUCUGCUCCCAAUUACUGUUAUAGGUGUGGUAAUGUGGCAGCCAUUUUGGAACUUGAUGAACAUCUCCAGAGGGAGUUUAUCAUAUUUGAAGCUGCUCCUCAGGAAACCAGAGGCAUCCCCUCAAAGAAACCAGUGGCAGACUACUUUCUUUGACCUUUCGGAUUGGAAGCAUCUGAAAUAGCUUUUAAUUUUUUGAACUAAAUUUUAUCUGCACAACAUUAAGUACUUCUGUGAAUGGACCAGUUGCGGCAUUUACUGCCUGUUUCUAAUUUUCUUUCACAUUAUUCCUCACAAACUUGUUUCUUACAUCUUGUAAAAUGUAAGUAUUGAGACUCUCCCUAUUUGUGUGAUAGUUUUGUAUUUUUGAACUUUGAUAUUUUUUCCAACUAAACAAUAAAAUGUUUGGAUUUAUAUAUGUGCAUACGAAUAUCUAUGCAAAAAUGUGUAUACUCAUAAACGUACUUCUCAAUUUAUGGUUGGAUAAUGAUGCAGAAAAUAAAGUUCUUUAGAUUUAAACAUCUGAAAGUGAUUAUAGUCAGUUCACUAUCACUAUUAUCAUUACACAUAUGUAACAGCACAGCAGAGAUCUUAAGUAUUUACCUAUGGCACUGGACAGCACCACCUUUUAAGAUAUCAGAUGUUUCCUUGGCAAAUGACAAACCUGGGGCCCAUUCGUCAUACCUUGCUUACUACAUCCAAGAUCAAAUGAAACAUCCGAGAUAGCCUAAUCAUGAUCUGGAUAAUUUGGUUCGUCGAAAGCACCUGUUGUUGAUGAUUAGUAUAUCUGGAUUAAAUUGUCUGGGAUCAUUGCAAGCUCACAAACUGUUUGGAAAGGCAGCAUACAGUAUAUCGAUAGAAGAACCAGUGAUCAGCAGUGCUGCUAUUGGCUGGUUGUUACGUCAAAAGACAUAGUUACGUCCAUAUUAUUUUUGGAAGAUUAUGACAAAUUUUAAAACUUUUUUUAAAAUGUCAGGAACACUUCAAACGAUGCACAG
Triplophysa rosa is the source of this 2528-nucleotide messenger RNA. It is a transcript of the gene ppp4ca, whose product is annotated as protein phosphatase 4, catalytic subunit a. Gene Ontology annotation, molecular function: protein serine/threonine phosphatase activity. The transcript has 8 exons. Gene Ontology annotation, cellular component: nucleus; cytoplasm. NCBI's taxonomy places the organism in Eukaryota, Metazoa, Chordata, Actinopteri, Cypriniformes, Nemacheilidae. Gene Ontology annotation, biological process: double-strand break repair via homologous recombination; peptidyl-serine dephosphorylation. Bases 751 to 1686 code for a protein of 311 amino acids. The record is from RefSeq and is a predicted model, not a curated record.